Molecule: messenger RNA, 1725 nt
Organism: Mucor velutinosus
Lineage: Eukaryota; Fungi; Mucoromycota; Mucoromycetes; Mucorales; Mucoraceae
Exons: 3
Coding region: 1-1725 (574 amino acids)
Source: RefSeq, a predicted model, not a curated record
AUGAUAAAAUCUUUCUACAUUCAUAUUGCCUUCGUUAUCAUUGGUAUGCUGUAUCUACUCUUUGGAUCUAGACAGCUUUUCUUUCAAUUCUGUCAUGAAAUGAAGCUUCGUCACACUGUUGCAGCUCCAGAAACACUGCACAUUGAAAGCUUAGCAGACAACUUUUACAAGACCAUAUUUUUCCAAUUAAACACUUAUAAAUUGAUCAACCAUUGCCAGCUUCAUACCUGGGACUAUAGAAAGCCAUACGAGUUUUUGAAAUCAGUUGUUUCUACGCUCAUCAAGGGAUGCUCAGACUUGGACAGUGCUUUCAUCAAAGAUCUGGGAAGCAAGCAUGCAACAAACCUGAAUGUCGCCUUUCAAGAAAAGAUACUCAACAGUGGGGUCUCAAGGAACUUUUUCUGUUUCUAUAUCUUUUUCAUUUCUCUUUUCUUCAAGGACGCUAUUCAAUCGGCUGCUGUUGAUGCUUACAACAAUGCGUACAAUUAUGUCAGAAAUUGGUACUUUGAUGGUGGCAACAUGGCUACUGCAAAUGAUAAUAGCGACAAUUCUGGUGACAAUAGUGGUGGUCGUGGUGGCCCAGGUGGUCCUGGCAGCAAUCCAGGUGGUAAUUCUGGUAGCAACAACAAUGCUAGCGGUUCAGCCAAAAGAAAGUACAAGACGGAGCAAUCAACGCGUCGCAAGCAUCUCCCUAUUGGCAAGAAACCUGUAAUUAGACAAAAAGCCUCAACCUCCAAAGCGCGUUCUUAUGCUGCUUCAUCCUCCAAGAGUCCUUCUAAUAUUGCUUCAUCUUCCAAAAAUCACUCUUCGUCCAAGGCUCCAUCAUCUUCCAAUGCCCCCAUUAUCGAUGUUGACAAAGCUGCAAUCUGUCAAGCCGAGAAGGCGGACAAAGUAGCAACAGACAACUUUCAGGCAUCUUUUGUCGAAAUAAACCUUCAAAAAGCAAAUCUUGAAAAAACCUUCUCCAAGUACCAAGGCUUGGUAAAUGGCUUGAAAAGAGAAUACAAACAAAAACCAGACAUUCCACUUCCUGAUGCGGCUUCUGCCUCUCUCAAUCAAUAUCUAACCACCCAAAAAGAAUUGGUCAGCAAGCUUCGAUAUGUCAGUUUAUUGAAAGCAAAAAGCACAUACAUGCUUGAUGCCGUAACGAACCACCUUCGAUUUGCCAAGAUAGAAACUGAUAAAUUAGAGGAGCAACUUCAACGAUAUGACUUUGCUAAACGUGAUCCCUUUGUACUGCUGACCAAAGAAACCGUAUCUCAGGUGCCUCCUGUUACUGAAAGAUCAGCCAAUAUCUCUUCUACAUCAUACCCUCCUGCGCCAGAUGCGACCUCCGAUUCUGCAUAUCCUGGUCAACAACCUCAAAUAAGACGUGAUGCACCCAAACCUUACCCAAGUCACUCUCAAGAUGCUGCUCCUGUCAAGAAACAGUUCGAAACUGAGAAAGAGGCCAACGAGUACCUGAAAUACAUGCCUAGACAUGAUACGACAUUCGAAGACGUAGAUUUUGAUCAAGUGAAAGUGCCUUGUGGCAUCGCGUCUCUACUUGGAGAAUACAACAAUUAUUGUUUCCCUCCUGGCACGUAUGAGCCCCCACCACUGAAUCCUGAUAUUCCUCCUACUCCUGCUGAAUCCAACUUUGCAACUCUUUUACCUUCAGCACAAGAACAAAUACCAAAAAGCAGCAAGAACAAAGGGAAGCAGCCCAUGUAUCCAAGACUGUAG